GUUGUGUGAUAUCGUGUAUUCAUUCGGUCAAGUAUCAAUCGUCUCCUGAUCUAACAAAUUUUUUAAUAAUUUUAUUUUAUGAAAAAUAGUUGAUUAUUUGGUUUACGCUGUUAAAAAUCAAAGAUACAGAUGAACCAACUCGUAAAUCGUGCAAUUUCCAUCAGCGAGCGAUUGUCAUUUGGUCAUUUUAUAAGAGAAUUUCGAGUGACAUCUCAAAACAUGGUUAUUGCGGUAGGUGAAAAAUUGCCCACAAUUGAUCUUUUUGAAGAUUCUCCUGCAAAUAAGGUGAAUCUUGCUCAAAUUGCAUCUGGAAAAAAAGUUGUAAUUUUUGGAGUACCAGGAGCGUUCACACCAGGAUGUUCAAAGACACAUCUUCCUGGUUAUAUACAAAAAGCUCAAGAAUUGAAAUCUAAAGGUGUUGCAGAAAUUUUUUGCAUUGCUGUAAAUGAUCCAUUUGUAAUGACAGCAUGGGGUAAAGAACAUGGAGCAGAAGGCAAGGUACGUAUGCUAGCAGAUACUGCAGCUGAAUUUACAAACGCAUUAGGACUAUCUAUUGAUAUACCAGCACUGGGUAAAAGAAGUAAACGAUACUCAAUGGUUCUUGAAGAUGGUGUAGUUAAAGAGUUAAAUGUUGAACCUGAUAAUGUUGGUCUUUCAUGUUCUUUGGCACAGAAUAUUGGACUGUAAAUUGCAUAUUGUAAAAUAUGAUGUAGAAAAUUUAUUAUGUAGGAGAUUAUAAACAAAUACUUUACUUAGUAUUCUUCUAUAAUGUUUAUAUGAUAAAUUAAAUAUUCAU
Messenger RNA from Eufriesea mexicana, 796 nucleotides. RefSeq names its product Peroxiredoxin 5 (gene Prx5). The record is from RefSeq and is a predicted model, not a curated record. Gene Ontology annotation, cellular component: cytoplasm; mitochondrion; peroxisome. Lineage: Eukaryota; Metazoa; Arthropoda; Insecta; Hymenoptera; Apidae. The coding region runs from base 130 to 687 and encodes 185 amino acids. The transcript is spliced from 4 exons. Gene Ontology annotation, biological process: cell redox homeostasis; cellular response to oxidative stress; hydrogen peroxide catabolic process. Gene Ontology annotation, molecular function: thioredoxin peroxidase activity.